Molecule: messenger RNA, 1707 nt
Organism: Pleurotus ostreatus (oyster mushroom)
Lineage: Eukaryota; Fungi; Basidiomycota; Agaricomycetes; Agaricales; Pleurotaceae
Exons: 13
Coding region: 1-1707 (568 amino acids)
Biological process (GO): fatty acid catabolic process
Molecular function (GO): amidase activity; fatty acid amide hydrolase activity
Source: RefSeq, a predicted model, not a curated record
AUGAUCUGGUUUACCCCUUCUUAUCAGGCUAUUGUCGAUGAUAAGCGUAAACGGCGAGCAGAGGCACUCUCAGUCGCCUCAGCGUUUUCAACUGACGCGCACGGCCACUACGUCCGGGCAACGGCUUCUGAGAUCACGCAAAACAUCCGGAAGGGUGAAUGGACCGCGACGCAAGUUGUCGAGGCAUUUAUUGCGAAAGCAGGACAGGCUCAGGAAGCCACCAACUGCGUAACUGAAGUCCUCUUUGCCCAAGCUAUGCGACGCGCUGCAGAACUUGAUAAGGAAUUUGCGGAUACAGGGGCAUUGCGGGGCCCUCUGCACGGAGUCCCCGUCUCCAUCAAGGAUCAGUGUAAGUUGAUUGAAGGCGUUGAUGCAACUAUUGGGUUCACCCCAUGGGCGAAUUCCCCGGCCACUAAGAACGCGAAGCUCGUGGAGCACCUCCUCGAGGCCGGUGCUAUCCCCAUCGUCAAAACAAAUGUCCCACAAACUAUGUUUGCAUUCGAGUGUAGCAAUCCUCUCUGGGGAACCACAACCAAUCCGUACAACGACAAGUAUACAUGUGGUGGCAGCUCAGGUGGCGAAGGCGCACUGCUUGCUCUAGAUGGCUCUGUCAUUGGCCUUGGUAGUGACAUUGGUGGCAGUCUUCGCAUCCCCGCUGCAUAUUGCGGGAUCUAUUCGCUGAAACCCGGGUAUGGUCGUCUCACUCGUCAAGGUGUCAAAGGUUGUGUUCCUGGAUUCGAAGGGAUCAACAGUGUGGUGGGACCGAUGGCGCGAUCUGUGGAUGACCUUGAAGUAGCUUGCCGCGUGACCUUCGGCCAUCAAGGAACGUAUUGCGAUACAGCACCCCUCCCCUAUCGUGAAAUCAAUCUCCCUUCAAAGCUCAAGUUCGGUUACUAUACUUCCGAUGGUUAUGUCAAGGCCUCACCUGCUUGCAAGCGUGCCGUCCUGGAGACUGUGGAAGCCCUGCGCAAAGAGGGGCACGAAUGCGUUGAAGUCGCGCUCCCCAGCGCAUCGGAGGCUUUCAAUAUCUUCGUGUCUCUUACUUCCUCUGACGGAUUCAAAACCAUGCUGUCUCAUUUAGGAUCGGAUCCACGUGACCCGAGCUUGUACAUGACCUCCGCGUCCAACUUGCCGUGGUUCGUCCGCUCGUUCGCCGCAUGGGUGAUCGAAACCUUCUUCGGGGACACCAUGUAUGCAAACGGCAUUAGAAGUGCGCGCGUUAAGACUGUCACGGAAUACUGGCAUUUUACGGCCAAGCGGGAUGAAUUCAUCCGCAAAUUCUACGACGAGGUUUGGAUCAAGUACGGAUUGGACGGCAUAAUUGCCCCAUCCCAGGCACUACCUCAGCUUCGCCAUGGGGGUUGCAUGACAUUAUCCUCUUUGGCUGGAGCGACGAUUCUAUACAACGUAGUCGACAGCCCGGUGGGGUGUAUCCCCGUCACACGAGUUGAUCCUGAUGUCGAUCAGCUUACCGACGAAUGGGUUCACGGUCCCGGACUCGGAACGAAGAUCAUCGAGAAUCAGCUUUACAAGGGCAAGAAUCCGUUCUACGAUCCUGUGGCUAUGAAAGGUAUGCCGGUAGGAAUCCAAGUCGUCGGGAAGAAGUGGGAAGAAGAGAAAGUCCUGAAGAUGAUGAAAAUCGUUGACAACGCUCUGGGCGAGAAACGAGGGUUUGGGCCAGGUGCUGCUGCGAGUAUUAAGGCGUAA